Pseudozyma flocculosa PF-1 is the source of this 1977-nucleotide messenger RNA. RefSeq lists its product as uncharacterized. The transcript has 2 exons. The record is from RefSeq and is a predicted model, not a curated record. Lineage: Eukaryota; Fungi; Basidiomycota; Ustilaginomycetes; Ustilaginales; Ustilaginaceae. The coding region runs from base 1 to 1977 and encodes 658 amino acids.
AUGGACCGCCGCAUCGUCGAGUGGUCCGACCUGCUCGCAGCGCCCCUCUCGACCUCCGAGGAACGCCAGGCUACACUGCACCAGAUCGAGCACUUUCUCGCCUCCAUCUGCUGUCGCCCAUCACCGCCGCCUUCGUCGUCGUCCUCCUCAUUGGAUCAGCCGUUGCCAUUUCUCGGGGCCGACAGCGUCGUGGCCGAGGCAUUCUGGAGCCUGCAGAACAACGCCGGCUUCAACAUUGCAGAAUGCCUCCUCCAUCUCCUUGCACGACUCCAUAUCCUCCUCCAGCAGGAACUCGCCCUGUACCAGCUCAGCCAGGGCCUCCGAACGACCAGCGCCGCCACCUACUCGGACACGGAAAGCAAACGCGUGCGCAGCCUCGUCGACGAAGCAUGCACCGCCCUCACCGUCCUCCAGGGACUCACACUGUCCCACAGCAACACCAAGCGGAUAUGCGAGCGAAAGUGCUGGCUAGAGCUCCUUCUCUCCAUCACGCUCUCCGACUACUCGACCGACCUGCUUCCCUCGAUGCUGUCGAGCCCGUCGUCUUCCGCCAGCCCACCCAUUGGCGCCACCGUUACGCCCUCGACCUCCUCGGCCCCUCUCGUCAGCCUGCCCUCGGUCUUUGCGCUCGAGAUGCUCAUGUGCAUCCUGGUCGAGUCAAAGCAGGCCCAGACGACCUUUAGCGAGAUCGGCGGUCUGCAGCAGAUUGUCGAGCUCAGCCACCGUUGCGGGGACGCCGUCUCCUCGGCGCUCGGUGCGGGUCAGGGCAGCUCCAAGCCCCACCUCUCGCCCUUCCAGCUCGACGCCCUCAAGCAGACCGACCUGCACUGCCUCGAGUUCCGCUACUUUGUCAGUCAGCUGCAGAGGGGCAAAGAGGCCACCGCCAAGGAUCUUGAUUUCACUGGGACGGCGGCUGGAGACGCUCGCGGCACGCAGAUCGCCGGGAGCGUCCGGCCGUCGAGGCAAAUGCCAUCGCGAUCAACCUCACCUGAUAGCGACUCGUCGAGCGCUACGGUCCGGGACGACGUACCCUCAACCUCGCGCGAGGAAAGCCAACGCACCCCUCGUGCGCCGCGAAAGCGGGCCAGCGUGCUCUUCGCACCCGCACCGCCAAGCAGCCACAGCCGUGACGACAGUCGAAGAGUCCAGAGCGGUAACGUAUCCGCCCGUCCCGAGGGCACCGAACGGCGGCGUCCGCUUCGGGCGACAAAGUCGGUGGUGGAGCUCCGGUCGCAAGGCGUCCGCGGGCGCGCGGGUGCCGAAUCGCACGGAGAGGCGAGGUCAACGGCUCGACAGGCCGCUCCAGAGUCACCAGGGUCACGGCGAAGGAGGGUCGACCCCGACCUGGAUCACGCCAGAGCCGGACCACCCACGUCGUCGCCCAGCAAGCGUCAUUCUGCCACCGCAGCCCAGCCGCCACUGCACCUUCCCAAGAUCAAAGGCACCGGCAUCACCCGCAGCACGGGCAACGGCCCAGGCAUCGUCGCCCGCUUCGAGGCGCGCGAGCAGGCCGCAAGGCUGCCGCCGAUGGCGUUCGAGGAGACCAACGAAGCCCCGUCCCGGCGUCGAUCAGGGACCGACGCUCCCCUGCCCGUCCUCGCGGCCCGUCAGGCUAGCUCGUCACCGCUCAAGCCUCGUCGGAACGGGGGUCUUCACCACGAAAGUGCGCACAUCUUUGGACCCCCUGCGGCGCUCGUCGACAGCUCAAAGGUCCUGUCCCGCCGCGAGCGGCCAGACGCCUCGGAAACGCACCGGCGGUACCGCGGAGGCGCCGAGGACCGGGAGAACGAGUCGCCGCCUCUUCCGGCGACGAGCGCGGCCAUGUUCGCCACGAUGAGCAGAAGGGUGCCGCCCAGUCCGGCCGUGCGGAGGGCGCAGAUGGCCCGCGCCCGUAGCCUGAGCCCGCAGAAGCCGUACAGGAUCCGGCAGUCUCCUGAUCCCGCCGCGGUAACGUCGUGUGGAAAGACCGAGGACUGA